Helobdella robusta is the source of this 270-nucleotide messenger RNA. RefSeq lists its product as hypothetical. The transcript has 2 exons. NCBI's taxonomy places the organism in Eukaryota, Metazoa, Annelida, Clitellata, Rhynchobdellida, Glossiphoniidae. The annotation marks the transcript as partial. The record is from RefSeq and is a predicted model, not a curated record.
CCUAAUAAAGCACAUAACCACGACCAGCAGCAGCACUAUCAUCAUGGCAUCAGGGACUUGCGUUGUUUGCUGCCUCACGAGCAUCCAUUUCACUGGCAACCUCCUCAUCAUUACUACUUUUACAGGGAACACCCCCAUUAUUUUCAUACUCUGCCCCGACCUCAUCAUUAUCAUCAUCAGCCUCACCAUCACCAUCACCAUCUUAACCACAGUUGCCUUUAUACCAUUAACAACUCUACAACACAAAACCAUUACACAACAGCCUGCUGA